Molecule: messenger RNA, 2340 nt
Organism: Thamnophis elegans (Western terrestrial garter snake)
Lineage: Eukaryota; Metazoa; Chordata; Lepidosauria; Squamata; Natricidae
Gene: TRAP1
Product: TNF receptor associated protein 1
Exons: 17
Coding region: 49-2214 (721 amino acids)
Biological process (GO): protein folding
Cellular component (GO): mitochondrial inner membrane
Molecular function (GO): ATP binding; protein kinase binding; ATP hydrolysis activity
Source: RefSeq, a predicted model, not a curated record
UGUGACGUCUCGGACAGCGCCGGAAGCGGCCGCGCUCGUGCCGUGGCCAUGGGGCUGAGGGGGCUGUUGUCGCCGCCGCCGCCGCUGCUGCGGCUGCUGUUGGGUCGCUGUCGCCGCCGCCCUGCCGCCCUGCCGGUCCUCCUCCGCGGCGGCCGUGAGCAGAGUACCCGCGCCUGCCGAGCGCCGACUGGGCUGCUCUGUGGGGCAAGGCCGCCGCCCGCCCCCGGCCUGCUCAGUUGGUCUUGGCGGCGCUCGUGCAGUAGCCACGCCACUCAGGAUGACAAAGAGACGCCGCCGCCGCCGCCGCCCCCCCGGUCGCUUAGUAGGCCCGAGAGAGUCCCAGCAGGUUCCGCCUCGAAACACGAGUUCCAGGCCGAAACGCAGAAGCUUUUGGAUAUUGUGGCCCACUCCCUCUACUCUGAGCAGGAGGUGUUCAUCCGGGAGCUGAUCUCCAACAGUAGCGAUGCUCUGGAGAAGCUGCGCCACAAACUGGUCUCUGAAGGAAAAGUCUUGCCAGAACUCAGGAUUGAUCUGGAGACAGACAGUGAAAAGGGCCUGGUUGCCAUCCAGGACACUGGCAUUGGGAUGAACUAUGAAGAACUUCUGUCCAAUUUAGGGACCAUUGCAAGAUCUGGCUCCAAGGCCUUUCUGGAUACACUGAAGAGCCAAGCAGAGGCCAGCAGUAAGAUUAUUGGCCAAUUUGGAGUGGGCUUCUAUUCAGUAUUUAUGGUGGCUAAUCAAGUGGAAGUUUUCUCCAAGUCAGCAGAGCCAGAUAGCUUUGGAUAUUGCUGGCGUUCAGACGGUUCUGGGACGUUCGAAAUUUCAGAAGCUUCUGGAGUUCAGGUUGGAACUAAAAUCAUUCUCCAUAUAAAGGAAGAUUGCAAUGAGUUUGCCAGUGAGGAGCGAGUUAAAGACAUCAUCAAAAAGUAUAGCAACUUCAUCAGCUUUCCCCUCUAUCUGAAUGGGCAGCGUGUCAACACACUGCAGGCCCUUUGGAUGAUGGAUCCCAAGGAGGUUGGAGAUUGGCAGCACACAGAGUUCUACCACUUUAUUGCCCACGCAUAUGAUGAGCCUCGCUACACUCUGCAUUACAAGACCGAUGCACCUCUCAGCAUCCGCAGCAUAUUUUAUGUGCCAGGGUUGAAACCUUCCAUGUUUGAUGUGAGCCAGGAGCAAGGCUCUGGUGUUGCCCUCUACACUCGCAAGGUCCUGAUCCUGACCAAGGCUACGGAGAUUCUACCCAAAUGGUUACGUUUCCUGAAAGGGGUUGUGGACAGUGAGGAUAUCCCCUUAAAUCUCAGCCGAGAACUGCUUCAAGAGAGCGUCCUUGUCAGAAAGCUCAGAGAGGUUUUGCAACAGAGGCUGAUCAAGUUCUUCAUUGACCAGAGUAAGAAGGACCCUGAGAAAUAUGCCACAUUCUUUGAGGACUACGGGCUGUUUAUCCGCGAGGGAAUUAUCACGCUGGCUGAGCAGGAAGCCAAGGAGGAAGUAGCAAAGCUGUUGCGCUAUGAGUCCUCGGUGCUACCUCCAGGCCAAUUAACCAGCCUCCCAGAAUACGCCAGCCGUAUGCCAGCUGGCAGUAGAAAUAUCUAUUAUCUGUGUGCUCCCACCCGCAACUUGGCUGAGCACUCUCCAUACUACGAAGCAACAAAGAAGAAAAACGUUGAGGUGCUGUUCUGCUAUAAGCAGUUUGACGAGCUGACUCUUCUGCAUCUACGAGAGUUUGACAAGAAGAAACUGAUCUCAGUAGAGACAGAUAUCGCUGUUGACCACUAUAAGGAGGAGAAGUUUGAGGAAAGUCACUCAGCUGAAAAUCGCCUGAGCUCUCAAGCGGCAGAGGAUCUCCUGGCCUGGAUGAGGAAUGCCCUCGGCUCACGGGUCGCCGCUGUCAAGGUAACGCCACGUCUGGAUUCACAUCCAGCCAUGAUCACAGUGCUGGAGAUGGGUGCUGCCCGCCACUUCCUGCGCAUGCAGCAGCUGGCAAAGACCAGUGAAGAGCGAGCCCAAAUCCUGCAACCCACGCUGGAGAUCAAUGCCGGACACACACUAAUCAAGAAACUCAACCAGUUACGAAUUGACCAGCCUGACCUGGCCCAAAUGCUGCUCGACCAGAUCUAUGACAAUGCCAUGAUCACGGCCGGACUGAGCGAAGACCCCCGGCCCAUGGUGAACCGGCUGAAUGAGCUGCUUGCCCGGGCCCUGGAGAAGCACUGAACCAGCCCCAGUGGCUGGAAGCUCAGCUGCCGCCUUCACCUCUCUGGCUUCCCGCGUCGGGCGGCCUGGAGCAAUAGAAGCAGCCCCUGCAACGGAUAAAACAUGCAAUAAAAGCCCUACACGCUC